CAAGCGUUACAAAAGCCAGCGAGUGUCAUGGGUUUUCCUUACCAGUGUGCUAGUGUUGCGUUAGCUUGUUAGCUAGCUCUGAAUGUUGGAUUUGCAGCCGGUGUUUUGGCUCAAACGUUUAAAACAAACUUGGAAAAUUAAACGUUUCCCUAAUAAGACUACGACUUCGAUAUGUGUAACGUUAAGAAGAGGCUUGGUGGCAUUCCCUUCCUCUUAUCUGCUACUUCACAACAGAUCCAAUGUCUACAGGAUACCUGCGUUCCUCGCAAAUUCCCCGCAGGUGUCUUGGUCACCCCUUCUGCAGGCAAGGUAUUUGUCAGGGGAGAAAGGCAGUGGCAGAAAAGGUUUCCUGGGAGAGUUUCUGGACAACCUGAAGCAGGAGCUAAACAAGAGCAAGGAGAUGAAAGAAAAUAUCAGGAAGUUCCGGGAAGAGGCCAAAAAGCUGGAGGAGUCAGAUGCAUUGAAACAAGCUCGAAGAAAAUAUAAAAAUAUAGAGUCUGAAACGGUGAAGACAUCUGAGCUUCUCAAGAAGAAGUUAGGAAACAUCUCUGAAACGGUUAAAGAGGGAAUAGAAGAGGUCAGUCGAACAGAAAUUGGGAAGAAAAUCAAAGAGGGAAUGGAGGAAGCAGCCAAAACAGCUAAGACUUCUGCAGAGUCUGUCUCUAAAAGCGGAGAGAUGUUGGGGAAGACUGGUGCGUUCAGAGCAUUAUCUCAGGGCAUGGAGAGUGUGAAAAAAGAGAUUGGUGACCUCGGUCACACCGGCCCUUAUCGGCCUCCUGCCACACUGAGGAAGAGGAGUGAGUUUUCCUCCAAGGGGGCAGGGGAUGACGGCAGAGUCUUCGAAGCCAAUGAGGAAGCUAUGGGUGUAGUGCUUCACAAGGAUUCAAAAUGGUACCAACAGUGGAAGGACUUCAAAGACAACAAUGUGGUCUUCAACAGGUUCUUUGAGAUGAAGAUGAAGUACGAUGAGAGUGACAAUGCCUUUAUCAGAGCAUCUCGUGCUGUUACUGACAAGAUGACCGACCUCAUAGGCGGACUGUUUUCUAAAACGGAAAUGUCUGAAGUACUAACAGAGAUUUUGAAAGUGGAUCCGUCCUUUGACAGAGAUUCUUUCCUUAAGCAGUGUGAACGAGAUAUCAUCCCCAAUAUAUUGGAGGCGAUGGUCAGAGGGGAGCUGGAUGUACUAAAGGACUGGUGUUAUGAAGCGACAUACAGCCAGCUGGCACACCCAAUUCAGCAAGCCAAGGCCAUGGGACUUCAGUUCCACUCCAAGAUCCUGGAUGUUGACAACAUUGAUUUGGCGAUGGGGAAGAUGAUGGACCAAGGUCCGGUAUUGAUUAUCACCUUCCAGGCCCAGUUAGUCAUGGUGGUUCAAAACACCAAAGGAGAGGUGGUGGAGGGAGACCCUGAUAAAGUGCUGAGAAUGAUGUAUGUGUGGGCUCUGUGUCGGGACCAGGAGGAGCUCAAUCCAUAUGCUGCCUGGAGACUACUUGACAUCUCUGCCUCUAGCACUGAACAGAUCCUCUAAGACUCUUUGAUAUGCACAAGACAUACUCACCCAGGGAGAGAACACACUGUACCUGAACAGGUGCUGGUCCUGGAUGGGAUGAAACAGGGGAAGGAAGGCAUGUGAAGAUGGGGGACAGACAAGUGGCGCAGGGGCUCUCUUCACAACAGAAACAUUAUGGAGAAGUGCUGCUAAACACUUGGUGCUUCACUGUCUCAUUUUCACUACACUGGCUUUAUGUUCAGUCACUGCAGUCCUGACGGGGUUCUUUGAAUGCUUAACACCAUUCCUCAGAUUUACACUAGGGGGCGGUAAAUUACCAAGAACUGUUAUCCACUGUACUUUGUCCAGGACCUGCAUGAUGCCUUUUUAUUGAAUCAGUAUGAUGCCUUGUAGCUGAUGUUGGCAUUUAAGGGAUAACUGAAGUUAACUUAAAUUUAGCUCUUUUACUAUAAAUAUAAAAAAGCGAUGACGUGGACAUCAGGAGAGUAUUCGUGUACACAAGCCCUUCAUCUUCAGGUUGUUUUUCGUUUCUUAUCAGUCCCUUCAUACUCUGUCUUCAUCUCUGAGGCAAGGUGUUAUCUUGGUGGUGGUGUGGCCAAACAGAGCUCUCCUCAAUCCUUGUUUGUCAGAUGAUUGUCCGAUGUAAUUGUUAAUCUGUGCAAAAGUUUAUAUUUAUUAUGAAAAAUAAAGAUAGCCCCUGUUUUUCACGCUAGCAAACAUUAUUGAAAAUAAUUUUUUUAUCAGAAGAAUUUAACUACUUUGUAUAUGGCAAAGCUUGCCUUCAGGUCUUGAAGAUAUGUAGUCUUUCUAGGGCAGUUGCUAGUUUUCUUUUUUUAAUAUGUUAAAUCCUCCGGUGGGAUUUGAGUGAUUGCUGUGCUAUUUAGUUUGGGGUGAAUCCAGCCUUAAAAUCUGUGUUUAUGAAGCUCAAAAUGUUUCAGUGUUUGGUGAAAUUGUCAUAAAUGUACAAGUUCAAUUAUAUUAGGAUGCAGAGGAGCAUGCAGCAUAAACUUUGACAGGCAGUAGGGAGGCUGCAUGUUGUGUGUGUGUGUGUGUGUGUGUGUGUGUGUGGAUGAAGACCAGCAGCUCCACUGUUCCAGCACUGUCCUAGAUAAUGGAUCCUCUCUGUUGCUGAGCUGUGCUGAGGUUGCAGACCCCCAAAGUGGUGCUCAUUGCUCAGGAUGCAACCCCUCAACUCACACACAUACACACACACUCACACUACCCUUGAAAUGGGUAUUCAGUGCAGCCACCCAGGAGAAUUCACAGCCUGGAACUGUGGUCAGCUGGAUUGUGUUACCUACUGAGUAAGACAAGUUCUGACUCACAUGCUUGUGAAUUUGCAUCAGUCUUUUACACUGAUUUCAUUUGAUUUAUUUGCAUUCUUCCAAAACCAUGUGAUAAUGAAGUAGUCUUUUCAUUUGUGCGCUGGCACACCAAAAGACUGAGUCACUUUUGGUUCCUGUCAUUGUUACAGUAUGAUAUUCUGUUACUGCAGUUUCCACCAGCGUCUGUUAUAAAAGGUGUUUCUUAUUGGUGCUUUCAAACUUAAAUCACACAGAUUUGUUUUCAAAAAUUCAAAAAU
Molecule: messenger RNA, 3092 nt
Organism: Monopterus albus (swamp eel)
Lineage: Eukaryota; Metazoa; Chordata; Actinopteri; Synbranchiformes; Synbranchidae
Gene: timm44
Product: translocase of inner mitochondrial membrane 44 homolog (yeast)
Exons: 13
Coding region: 83-1528 (481 amino acids)
Biological process (GO): protein import into mitochondrial matrix
Cellular component (GO): mitochondrial inner membrane
Molecular function (GO): protein-folding chaperone binding
Source: RefSeq, a predicted model, not a curated record